This is a messenger RNA of Anguilla rostrata (American eel), 2447 nucleotides long. Its product is annotated as NLR family CARD domain-containing protein 3-like. NCBI's taxonomy places the organism in Eukaryota, Metazoa, Chordata, Actinopteri, Anguilliformes, Anguillidae. The transcript is spliced from 3 exons. The record is from RefSeq and is a predicted model, not a curated record. Gene Ontology annotation, biological process: intracellular signal transduction. Bases 1 to 2121 code for a protein of 706 amino acids.
AUGAAGUUUAUUAAUGAAUUGUUCGACAGUCGUGAAGUUGAUGAUUUACCCGAAUGCAUUGAGAGAGAGCAGGAGGAUCCUGAGGCUGUGUGCAUAGUUGAGAAGUUGCUGGAGACCUGUGGCAGUGAGGGGUCUCUGAAGAUCACACUCCACAUCCUGAGGAAGAUGAAGCAGAAGGAUCUCGCUGUAGCAAUGGGAAAUGUUUAUCACAUUUUUAAAAAUAUUAUUUCUCAUAUUUCCUCUCCAGAUGAAUCCAUAAAAAGAAAUCUGAAAACUCAUCUGAAGAGGAAGUUUGAAUGCAUAUUUGAAGGUUUAGCAAAGCAGACAACCCUCCUCAAUGAGAUCUAUACAGAGCUCUACAUCACAGAGGGGGGAAGUGGGGAGGUCAAUGAUGAACACGAAGUCAGACCGAUUGAGACAGCAUCCAAGAGACAAACCACACAGGAGACUGCAAUCCUCUGCAAUGACAUCUUUAAGCCUUUACCUGGACAAGGGAAACCUAUCAAAACUGUGCUUACAAAGGGCAUCGCUGGCAUUGGGAAAACUGUCUCUGUGCAGAAGUUCAUUCUGGACUGGGCAGAAGGAAAAGCCAAUCAGGACAUUGAUUUCAUCUUCACUCUUCCUUUCCGAGAUCUGAAUCUGCAGGAGAAAAGAGAAUUCAGUCUGAUGCAGCUUCUGCAGCACUACUUUCCACAGCUGAAAGAGAUGAAAAGUGUUGACGGUGAUGAAGUCAAAGUUGUAUUUAUCUUUGAUGGACUGGAUGAGUGUCGACUUCCUCUAAAUUUCCAAAGUAGUAAGUACUGCUCCGAUAUAACAGAGUCAUCAUCAGUGGAUGUGCUGCUGACCAACCUCAUUAAGGGGAAUCUGCUUCCCUCUGCUCUCCUCUGGAUCACCUCCCGACCAGCAGCAGCCAAUCAGAUCCCUCCUGAGUGCGUCCACCAGGUGACAGAGGUACGAGGGUUCAAUGACCCGCAGAAAGAGGAGUACUUCAGGAAGAAAAUCAGAGAUGAGAACCAGGCCAGCAGAAUUAUCUCACACAUUAAGUCAUCCAGGAGCCUCUACAUCAUGUGUCACAUACCAGUCUUCUGCUGGAUUUCUGCUACUGUUCUGGAGACAAUGUUGGGUAAAACAGAGAGUGGAGAUCUGCCCAAAACUCUGACUGAAAUGUACACACACUUUCUGCUCAUUCAGACUAAGGUGAAGAAUCAGAAAUAUCAUGGCACUGAUGAGACAGACACAAAGAAGAUGUCAGCAUCAGAUACAGAAAUCAUCCUGAAACUGGGGCAGCUGGCUUUUCUACAGCUGGAAAAGGGCAAUCUGAUAUUCUAUGAAGAGGACCUGAAAGAGAGUGGGAUUGAAGUCAGUGAAGCUUCAGUGUACUCUGGGGUGUGCACAGAGAUCUUUAAAGAGGAGUGUGGGUUGCACCAGGAGAAGGUCUACUGCUUUGUGCAUCUGAGCAUUCAGGAGUAUCUGGCUGCCUUGUUUGUAUUGCAAUCAUGUGUAAAUGAGAACAGAAAUGUACUCAGAGCAGAAGAAUCAGAACCUCACAGUGACAGAGUGCAGCUGUCUGAGUUACACAGGAGUGCAGUGGAUCAGGCCUUAUUGAGUAGGAAUGGACACCUGGACCUUUUCCUCCGAUUCCUUCUCGGCCUCUCUCUGCAGUCCAUUCAGUCUCUCUUAGGAGGACUACUGACAGAGACAGAAAGCAGAUCAGAGAGCAUUAAGAAAACAGUCCAGUACAUUAAGGAGAGGAUCAGAGAGGAAUAUUCAGCAGAGAGGAUCACCUAUCUGUUCCACUGUCUCAAUGAACUGAAUGACAACUCUCUAGUGCAGGAAAUCCAGAAUUCCCUGAGAUCAGGAAAACUUUCUGAUAAAGAGCUGGAACCAGACCAAUGUUCAGCUCUGGCCUUUGUGUUACUGAUGUCGGAGGAGAUCCUGGAUGAGUUUAACUUGAAGACAUACAACACAUCAGCAGCAUGUCAUCAGAGACUGCUACCAGUAGUCAGGCACUGCAGGAAGGCCAUAGUCCUGGGCAUCAUGGCAUCACAGCCGGUUCCUCCCUGGCAGGAUGGCAGGGGGAGGAUAAGGAGGAAAGCCAAGCUCACCAGUUUGGACUUCUAGAAGUGUAUAAGACAGAGAGAAAGAAAACGCAUUCACACAGACACACACACACAAACGCACGUACAUGCAUUGUUUUUAACUUCAGGUGUCAGUGAGUGUAUUAUGUCACAUUCUAAUGUAGGUGGGUGUAUUAUGUCACAUUCCGGUGUAGGUGGGUGUGUUAUGUCACAUUCAGGUGUAGGUAGGAGUUUUAUGUCACAUUCAGGUGUAGGUGAGUAUAUUAUGGUGUGUUCAGGUGUAGGUGUGGCAUACCAUGUUGGCUCACAGCUGUUAUGAUGGUGUUUUUUCUUGUUAAAUUUCUGCAAUAAAUGACCCUGGAUCCAUUA